AUGCGCAGAAAAGUACAAACGUUUCUCCUGUUCAUCUUGAUAAUAACAACCGACGUCGUUCUUGGCAAAGAAAACAAAACUAAAACUUAUAAAAACUAUCAUAAGAAACUAAAUUCUUUGAAAGACAAGUCAGAAAGCGAACGUUUCAAGAGAUCUCUAAAUGAUGACGAUGAUCGACCAUUCUGGCCUAAUAGGGGCAAAAAACAAAUAAUAGGUAAUGACCCUAAUAACUAUAACAGUAAAUACGACAGUGAUUUUGGAUCAAAUCAAAAGUUUGCCAAAUCUAAUGACCAAGUUAUGAAGGAACAGCCGUUUUGGGGAAAUAGAGGUCGAAGAGACAGCUCAAUGGAGAAUUUAUAUGGCUAUACUGUCGACUUUCCUGAUUAUUUUGUUAAACACUGCGAACACUGUACAGAAUUUGCUCAAAAGCCAAACGACUACUACGGUAAUAUAAAAGACAGAAGAGAAGAUUUCGUAUCACCAUUCUGGGGAAACCGUGGUCGUCGCAAUUCUUUAGAAUCUGAAGGAUCCGAAGAAGAUCUUUUUUGGGGCAGCAGGGGCAGACGUCAAGAUCAAGAGCCAUUUUGGGGUAACCGAGGUCGAAGGACGGAAAAUGAACCGUUUUGGGGCAAUAGAGGAAGACGUGAAGAAGAGCCGUUUUGGGGGAAUCGUGGUCGACGUGAUGAAAUUGAACCGUUCUGGGGUAAUCGUGGUAGGAGGGAGAUAGACGAACCAUUUUGGGGAAAUAGAGGAAGGAGAGAGACAGACGAUCCUUUUUGGGGUAAUGGAGGCAGGCGGGAGAUCGAAGAGCCUUUUUGGGGUAAUAGAGGCAGGCGAGAGAUAGAUGAACCAUUUUGGGGAAAUCGAGGAAGAAGAGAGGAGGAACCAUUUUGGGGUAAUCGCGGAAGACGAAAGACUUCAGAACCAACCUGGGUUCGCAAGCAAGAUUUAAAAGAAUCAAUCUUAAAUGCAAUAAAUGACGUCGAAGAAGAUAUUGAAAAUCUCUCACGACUCAAGAAGAGUAAUGCUGACCCUAAUUCAUUUUGGACUGGGAGGGGUAGAGAAAAUAAGCUUUCAAUGUUAUUUAAUGGACCUUUGAGAAACAGCGGUAAUCUACCUAAAGCUGCUAGACUUCGUGGUCAAAGUAAGGAACCAGGAACGGUUUUAGACAAUCGAAUGUAUGUUGACGAGCCAAAUUAUAUUUUAGUUGAAAGGACUGGACGAUCUUCAGCUGAAGCUGACGAUCCAUAUUACAUAUCGAGAGGUAAAAAAUAUUAUAUUAAUUAUAAUUUGGAGCAAGCUGCAAGAGACAGGCGAGGUGCUAUUGAAGAAAUUGUUAAAUCUGUUCGCAACGAUCCAUAUUAUAUUGCUAGAGGCAAAAAAGAUUUAAACCCCUCAAAAAACGGAACGACACUCCACAAAGAUGAAUAUACUAAAGCUAAAGAACUAAUUUGCGCGGCGAUUGACUUGAUAAUGAUUAAAAACGAUAAGGGCAAAGUUAAAAGGGAAAUUGAUGAUAACGAUCGAGACAGGCGUACUAUAUUGAAGAAACUGGCAGCUCAAUUACAAAUGGAUCCAUAUUUUGUAAGUAGGGGCAAGAAAAAUCAAAUUUCCAGUGACAAAGAUAAUCUUCAAGAUUUCAUUAGUAAUGUAGCUGAUAAAUGUAACUAA
This is a messenger RNA of Spodoptera exigua (beet armyworm), 1671 nucleotides long. The record is from the annotation of a GenBank genome assembly. Lineage: Eukaryota; Metazoa; Arthropoda; Insecta; Lepidoptera; Noctuidae.